UCGAAUCCAAAACAUCAUAUCUGUAGUACGGACUACAGGAGAAAGAUGUUUAACUCUGUUAAUCUGGGCAACUUCUGCUCCCAGACGCGUAAGGACCGGACAUCCGAGUUUGGGGACAGGACUGGCUGUGCCUCAAACAUCUACCUCCCCAGCUGCACCUACUACGUUCCCGAGUUUUCCGCCGUCUCUUCGUUUCUUCCACAGGGGCCCUCGCGACAAAUCACAUACCCCUAUUCCACAAAUCUAUCUCAAGUGCAACCAGUGCGAGAUGUUUCCUAUGGUCUGGACCCCUCCAGCAAGUGGCACCACAGAACCAACUAUGCAUCGUGCUACUCAGGAGAAGAUCUGGUGCACAGAGACUGUCUUCCGCCAUCCACCAUGACAGAAAUGCUCAUGAAAAACGAGAGUGUGUACAGCCAUCACCACCACCACCACCAGCAUCAUCCGAGCUCUAGCCACCCGUCCACUGGCUUCUAUGCCGGCGUGGGGAAAAACAACGUGCUCCCUCAAGGUUUCGACCGCUUUUUUGAAACCGCCUAUUGUAGCACGGACAAUCAGUCAGAACAUUGUUUACAAAAGAGCGAGAUGAACAAAUUAGAGACUUCGUCCCAGCAACCCACAGCUGUUUCCGCAGCCCAAGAGCCGGAAAAGGACGCAGAGGAUGAGGAGGAACAUACAAAUUCGGGCUCGUGCACUUCAGCAGCUACUAAGGACGGCAACGCAAGCAAGAGCAGCCAUUCGAGUAUCCCGCGCACAAGAAAGAAGAGAUGUCCAUACUCCAAGUUUCAGAUUCGUGAACUGGAACGAGAAUUUUUUUUUAACGUUUACAUCAACAAGGAGAAAAGGCUGCAGCUGUCCAGAAUGUUAAACCUUACUGACAGACAAGUCAAGAUAUGGUUUCAAAAUCGUAGAAUGAAAGAAAAGAAAUUAAGCAGAGAUCGCCUGCAGUAUUUCUCUGGGAAUCCGUUGUUGUGAUUGUUGAAAUUGUGUUGCCUUUUAUUUAAUAUCUCUGCAAACUAAAAUUAAAAAUGUCCAUCAAGCUAAUUAAAUCAUUAGAAAAUGUGUUUGUUGCGGCCAGCAGCAGUACUAAAAACUGUUAGCCUUGUUUGAUUGUAAUGGCUGAGGUUGGGAGAGAAAAAUGCAAAUUUGCUUAAUGUCAAAUUAAACCGGCAUUUCUAGUUUGUGAUUCACAAACUAAAAGGUAUACCUAACAAGUUUAGUGUUUUUGUUUUGUUUGUUUUUUGUAUGUAUGUGACAUAUUUUAAGUGAAAUGUUUAAAAUCUUCACUUUGAAAAUAGUCACAAAAUAGCUUACUAUAAUAUAUUAUAAAAUUGUACCCUCUAUCAUUUUAUGGUUGUAUAUAUGUACAUUAAAACACAUACACUCGACUCUGGUUCGAAUCUGGAGAUGUCAUACUUUUUUAUGUUUUCACCAUUUAGAACUGUGACUUGUACAGUCUGUAAUAUUGUAUUCCUUGUACAGAGUUUAUGCAUUGUGCAUUCGUGAAUGUAAAUAUAAUGUUAUUUUGAGUAUCCUCACCCUAUCCCUGCUGCUAUUUUUCUUUACAUUGCAUUUACAGCCUUGUGAGCUUUGUCGUUCGAUUAUUUAAAUUAUUUGAUGUACGCCCAGAGUUCUCAUUUAUUUUGGAGGGAUAGCUCAGCGAUCCGAUUUGGCCUGUGUACAACAUAUUAAUCCAAAAUAAACACAAAUAAAAGUAAACUGAUAUAUGUCAAUUGUGACUUGAUUUUAAAAAAAAUCAUAAGGUAAUCUAUGGUGAAGUAAAAUGUGUAUAACAACAGAGAUC
Messenger RNA from Carassius auratus (goldfish), 1804 nucleotides. It is a transcript of the gene hoxc11a, whose product is annotated as homeobox C11a. The transcript has 2 exons. NCBI's taxonomy places the organism in Eukaryota, Metazoa, Chordata, Actinopteri, Cypriniformes, Cyprinidae. Gene Ontology annotation, biological process: anatomical structure development; regulation of transcription by RNA polymerase II. Bases 46 to 975 code for a protein of 309 amino acids. Gene Ontology annotation, cellular component: nucleus. Gene Ontology annotation, molecular function: DNA-binding transcription factor activity, RNA polymerase II-specific; RNA polymerase II cis-regulatory region sequence-specific DNA binding. The record is from RefSeq and is a predicted model, not a curated record.